Molecule: messenger RNA, 1666 nt
Organism: Choloepus didactylus (southern two-toed sloth)
Lineage: Eukaryota; Metazoa; Chordata; Mammalia; Pilosa; Megalonychidae
Gene: RRAGA
Product: Ras related GTP binding A
Exons: 1
Coding region: 293-1234 (313 amino acids)
Biological process (GO): regulation of autophagy; positive regulation of TOR signaling; cellular response to starvation
Cellular component (GO): nucleus; Gtr1-Gtr2 GTPase complex; lysosome
Molecular function (GO): GTPase activity; GTP binding
Source: RefSeq, a predicted model, not a curated record
AAGUGGGUGGUGGCGGGGACGCAGCGGUUCACCUUUCCGGAAGGCGCUAGUUUCUCUCGAGCGGUGGCCGGGGUUUGUUCCCAGAUUCUCUUUUCUGAGGAAUAGUCGACCCCGCCGCGCCUUUCAAGCACCAAGCUCGCAAGCUCGCGCCUUCGGCUUCUCCGACUGCAAAGCUGUGGGGCGGGGAGGACCGAGGCUCAGCCAGCGGAGCUCCGUGCAAUUCCCAGCCCCUCUCUCCGUGCUGCAGAUAGGCCGCUCCCUCAGGCCCAGUCCGUGGCGGCCCCGGCGGGUGAUGCCAAAUACAGCCAUGAAGAAAAAGGUGCUAUUGAUGGGAAAGAGCGGGUCGGGGAAAACCAGCAUGAGGUCGAUUAUCUUUGCAAAUUAUAUUGCUCGCGACACCCGGCGCCUAGGUGCCACCAUUGACGUGGAGCACUCCCACGUCCGAUUUCUGGGGAACCUUGUUCUGAACCUGUGGGACUGUGGCGGUCAAGACACCUUUAUGGAAAACUACUUCACCAGCCAGCGAGACAACAUCUUCCGUAAUGUCGAGGUUUUGAUUUACGUGUUUGACGUGGAGAGCCGCGAACUGGAAAAGGACAUGCAUUACUACCAGUCAUGUCUGGAGGCCAUCCUCCAGAACUCGCCAGAUGCCAAGAUCUUUUGCCUGGUGCACAAAAUGGAUCUGGUUCAGGAGGAUCAGCGUGACUUGAUUUUUAAAGAGCGAGAGGAAGACCUGAGGCGUUUGUCUCGCCCCCUGGAGUGCGCUUGUUUUCGAACAUCCAUCUGGGAUGAAACGCUGUACAAAGCCUGGUCCAGUAUUGUCUAUCAGCUGAUUCCUAACGUUCAGCAGCUAGAGAUGAACCUAAGGAAUUUUGCCCAAAUUAUUGAGGCCGAUGAAGUUCUGCUGUUCGAGAGAGCUACGUUCUUGGUUAUUUCCCAUUAUCAAUGCAAAGAGCAGCGUGACGUCCACCGAUUUGAGAAGAUCAGCAACAUCAUUAAGCAGUUCAAGCUGAGUUGCAGUAAGUUGGCCGCUUCUUUCCAGAGUAUGGAAGUUAGGAAUUCUAACUUCGCCGCUUUCAUCGACAUCUUCACAUCAAACACGUACGUGAUGGUUGUUAUGUCGGAUCCAUCGAUCCCUUCUGCAGCUACUUUGAUCAACAUUCGCAAUGCCAGGAAACACUUUGAGAAGCUGGAGAGAGUCGAUGGUCCUAAGCAUAGUCUCCUUAUGCGUUGAAUUUUGCCAAAUGCUGUUUCUGAAAAUGCUGAAUUGCCUUUUUUCCCCCUGCAUCCUCUCUUUACAAAAAAAAAAAAUUCAUAAUGUUCUGUGCUUAUAAGUGGGCUUUGAAUGUUGCUUACUACUGCCGUCUUUCUUCCCUAUUCCCCAGUCUUUAUACAUUGGACGCUAUUUACUCAGCUAUCCAGUAGAGCUUCAAAGUGUUUUUUUCUGAAGUUCGUAUGGUGUAACACUAAAGGUGGUUUGUGUGUGUUCUGAUUACCUGGUUAUAAUAAAUUUAUACAUCAAAGCCCUUAUAACGGUAUCUUCCUGUAUUCCGUAUCACCUUGCAAAAAUGGGAUGUUACUAUUUUGUCAGCAAGGUGUAAAAUGCAUUUAUAAAUUAUUCUUUGCUUCAAUCAUGAAUAAAACAUUUGUUGUUAGCAAUUUAAAA